GCAGUCAGCCUCUGCAUCCAUGGCAUUACCUACCGAUCACGCCUGACAAUGUCACCCGCUUACUGCGCUGUGAACGCUUCGUUCUUACUUGUGCACCUACAGCUUGUUCUGCGGGGUCUUCAUCAGCUGGGGGUUCAACAUCAUCUGCAGCUGCGCGUUCGUCUGCUUCCGCUGCCCGCCGCCACCUAAAGCACAUGCUCCAUUUGUUGACUGUGAUGCCACAUGCGAGUUUGCGGGAGAAAAUUCUGGCGGUGAAACCCUUCCUAGAUGGCAAGGACGCGAAGAGUGAUCCGUUUCCCUUGUUCAUUUUAAGGGGAAGUAGGCCUUAGGUGUUCUUGUUGCCGUUUCUUUUCACUCUCCUAAGUAAGGGUUUAGGGAAACCACUUGCAACCAACCUUAAUUGGUUCAAGUUAGGGUUAGGGAAAAGGAAAGGGUUUAGGGUUUUAAGCGAAGGAAAGCAUGAGAAUAAACGGGAAACAGAAACACCAACGGAGGCCGGCCUGCUCUAAUCAUUGUGCGCACAGCGUGGGAAUGCGU
Messenger RNA from Amoebophrya sp. A25, 537 nucleotides. Lineage: Eukaryota; Dinophyceae; Syndiniales; Amoebophryaceae. The record is from the annotation of a GenBank genome assembly.